AUGGAGGACGGCAACUAUGUCGACGGGAGUUACUUCUUCUACGCCCCAAAUAAGGCGGCGCCCAUAUUCUUCGCUGUAGCGUUUGCUGCCUCUGGUAUACUGCACUUCUGGCAGAGCUACCACUAUAAAUUCUUCAAAGUCACGGCGCUAUUUUCCUUCUGCUGUCUGCUCUUCACGGCGGGCUUCGCCGUCCGCACGUACAGCGCGUGGCAUUAUGAUAACCUCGACACCUUCAUCGCUAGUGUUUGCCUCAUCUACGCGGCUCCACCCCUUCUCGAGCUAGCAAACUACAAUAUUCUCGGCCGCGUGCUCUACUACGUCCCCUAUUGCUCCCCGCUCCACCCGGGCCGCGUCCUCAGCACCUUUGCCUUCUUCUCCAGCAUUGUAGAGGCCCUGAACGGCUGGGGUGCGUCCUACUCCGCCAACCAGUCCCUCACGCAGCGGGAGAUGGAGGCGGGCCACGCGCUCAUCAAGACGAGCCUGCUCCUGCAAAUCUUUGUGAUUGGGUGCUUUGUCGGUCUUGCUGUCGUGUUCCAGCGGCGGUGCGCGCGGGAGGGCGUGGCGUCUGUCCGCGGGGUGAGGGGUCCCAUGGUGACGCUGUACAUGAGCGUCGGGCUGAUACUGGCAAGGACGUUGUUCCGGGUGGUGGAGUACUUCGGAGUCGCGAGGGUGCGGUGGGAUGCUGAGACGGAGGUGGGGGAUAUACCGCCCGCGAUACGGUACGAGUGGUUUUUCUAUGUUUUCGAGGCGAGCCUGAUGUUUGCGAAUGUAGUCAUGUUCAAUCUGCGGCAUCCGAGGCGGUAUUUGCCCGAGAAGUAUACGGUGUACCUCGCGCCGGACGGGGUCACGGAGGUGGAGGGACCGGGUUGGAAGGACCCGAGGCCGCUUUGGGUGACGGUUGUGGACCCGUUCGAUCUGGGUGGGUUGCUACGUGGGAGAGAUCGCGAGAUGGACCGGUUCUGGGAGAGGGAUAAUGGGGAAGCUGGAGGGGACGAGGGGAGGGAGGGAAGGAAGGGAACGGUUGCUGUUUGA
Messenger RNA from Colletotrichum orchidophilum, 1032 nucleotides. Its product is annotated as RTA1 domain-containing protein. The transcript is spliced from 4 exons. Gene Ontology annotation, cellular component: membrane. The coding region runs from base 1 to 1032 and encodes 343 amino acids. NCBI's taxonomy places the organism in Eukaryota, Fungi, Ascomycota, Sordariomycetes, Glomerellales, Glomerellaceae. The record is from RefSeq and is a predicted model, not a curated record.